Diutina rugosa is the source of this 8757-nucleotide messenger RNA. RefSeq lists its product as uncharacterized. Gene Ontology annotation, cellular component: cytoplasm; endoplasmic reticulum; Golgi membrane. The transcript has a single exon. NCBI's taxonomy places the organism in Eukaryota, Fungi, Ascomycota, Pichiomycetes, Serinales, Debaryomycetaceae. The record is from RefSeq and is a predicted model, not a curated record. The coding region runs from base 1 to 8757 and encodes 2918 amino acids. Gene Ontology annotation, biological process: endoplasmic reticulum to Golgi vesicle-mediated transport; transcytosis; vesicle fusion with Golgi apparatus.
AUGGACUACCUCAAGGAUAUCCUCUCGAGCGGCCAGGUCCAGCUGGUCGAGGAGGCCAUCCCCACUUUAUGCGACCGGCUCCAGCACGCCACGCUAGCCCUGGACCGGCGCCUGGCAAUCUUGGGGCUCAAGUCGUUCAGCCGCACCCACCGAGAGACAGUGGUCGAAUACGGGCUUCGGCCGCUCGUGGCAGCGUUUAAAAAAGACGCUGUCGACGACGUCAACGUCGCCAAAGCUGUGCUUGAAACAUGGCUUAUUUUAUUUAUCCGAGGAGAGCUGGACGAGGAUAUGACCCGCCAAGGGUGGAUUGCCCAUCAGCUGAGAGUACAGAACGGCAAAUACCCGCUGCCGUGGCUCAUGGAGGACCAGGUGCUGUUGGACCAACUCAGUAUGUGGAUUGCUGACGGCCUCACCGCCGAUACUUCUGUUAUUGCCGAUAUCAUCGAGAUCAUCAAUGGCAACCCCGGCUGGCACCUUACCCUCUACGCAUUGCAAUUGUUGGAAGCGCUCGUGGCUACACGACCGCAGAAGAUGAAGGAAGUGGUGCUUGAAGUGCCCACCGCCAUCCUGGUGAUUGUCAAUCUCUUAAAUCAUGACCACGACCCCGUGCGCAACGAAACCGUCCUUCUUUUGAUGGCAUUGGCUAACAACAACUAUAGCAUCCAGAAGCUUAUUGCCUUCGAAAACUGCUUUGACCAGCUAUUUGAUAUUAUCGCCGAAGAAGGCGGUAUUCGCGGUCUGAUCUUGGUCCAAGACUGCUUGACGCUCAUCACCAACUUGUUACAGUUUAAUGCGAGUAACCAGCUGCUAUUUCUCGAAACUCAAGGGGUACAACGGUUACGACAGUUGCUCAGUGAGCCGGUGGACACCAGUGAAGACCUGCCGCCGAUGGUGUGGACCGACCAGCGCCAGCAGAACAUGACGAUUGCCAUUGAGUUGUGCCGCACGUUUGUCGACGAAGACCUGGAGUUCUUGGCUCAAAAUCAGCAGAAACUCUUCGAUGCUGGGGUACUUUUUGUCAUCCUUCAACUCUUGUUUACUCCACAGACACCGCUAGCCCUCCAGCUGGUGGCAUUGAGCAACGUGGCCCACUUGAUCGCUGGUAACCCUGAAAUUCAGCUCAAAUUUAGUCAGAUCGAUGUGCCGAUGAUUGAGGACCCGCUGAUGCCGGGGCUCGAAGUCGGCCGCUUAGCGCCAGUGACCCUCGUCUUGCUCAAUUGGGCACUUAACAUCAACCUGGUGCACUGGUUCGAUAUCCGCAUGAACGCUGCCCACGUUUUGAGGGCGUUUCUCAAAGACAAUCUGGAACUGAAACAGGCAUUCUUGAGCGAUCAAAUGAAAGCAUACAAGGACCCCCACUACUGGGACCAGGGCGAAACCAAUGGCGAGACUAACGGCAGCGCUGCCUCGGCUACUCCGCCGAAAUUCCCCAACAUCUUUCUGGUGCUUAUGGACUACGAUAUGGAUAUCAAGCUUAACCCUUAUCGGGCAUGGUUUGCCGCCGUCAUUUUGAUGUACACGUUCGAAGACUACGACGAGAACCGUCAAGCUGCUCUUACGGUCACCACUGGAGCUGAAGGCGAUGCUGAAGUGAUGACGCUGGUGGAGGCGAUGCUUGAGCUUUUAGUGGCGCUGCUUGAAACUGGCUACGACGAGCGUAUUGCCAUGGCGUACUACAUGUUGUUCACUUACUGGAUGUACGAGGAUUUCACCGUGGUGAACGAGGUGUUGAAGCAUCCGCUGGCUCUUCGUCAAGUGUUGGCUUAUCUUAGUGGCCACCAUCUGGAGCUGACUGAGGUCACCGUCGCCAAGUCGAUGGCGCUGGUGUGGCUCGGCGUGUGCUACGAGUUCUCCACCUCCCAACUGCCACUUCCCAGAAAGGAUCUCCACACUCUUUUGAUCAAAAGUAUGGGUAAAGAUAACUACCUGCUACGUAUCAAGCAGCUUCGCCAAUACCAUUUGUUCCGUGACUUCGACGACCAGCUGCUUCUGAGCCUGCUGCUGGACCACGUUGGGUUACCGCAGGUUUAUUUCGACCAUCUAUAUGUGACACUUGUAAAGAGCAACUUCAGUCGUAUCAGACGAGCGCUCUUCCACGACCCAAUGACUGAUCCUCGCAAAUCCAUCACGUUUGAAGCAUUUGAAGAGCUCGAAGGCGAAUACUCUGAUGUCAAGCGGAAGCUUUUGGAACACAAAGUCGCUGCUAAAUCUGCGGAAGAGAAUCUCAAACUGCAAGUGGCUGAGCUCACGAAGAAGCUGGAGGAUAUGGCAGCGGACAUUGAGACAAAACUGACGGCAUUGACUAAGAUUGAGACUGAUUACUCCUCGACCAAGUCUACCUUGGAGAAGGUUGAAGCUUCGUUGAAGGAAACUACUCAAUUGAAGGACCAAGCGGAGAGCGAAGUGCAGAAGUUGACAGCCAAAUUGACCACGAUGGAAGCUGAGUCUCUGAAGUUGGGGUCGCUGCAGAAACAGUUGGAAGAACGGUUGAAGGAAACUGAGGCGGCUAAGGCUAAGCUUGAAGAAGGGGUCAAUAAGAUGACGCAAGACUUGUUUACGCUUCAGCGGGAGAAGAAGGAACAAGAAAAGCGGAUCAAGCUGCUUACUAAGGAACUUGAUGACCUCAAGAAGUCUCAUGCUCAGGCUCACCAACAACUUGAGAAGCAACAUGCUAAAAUCAAGCUGGAUCUCGAGGGGAAAGUGGCUAAGCUUGAAGCCGAUCUUGAACGUCUGCAACUGCUGAGUCAAACCACCGUGCGUGAUAUGCAAACGAAGCUCACUGAGGUUGAAGGACAGAAUACUCACCUUAUGGACAAAUUGCGCCUGGCGGGACUGGUGUUGGCUGAACUUAAGUCUGUCAAAGAACGUCUUGAAAAGGAAGCCCUGGAACAAACACAAACCCACAAGAGCGAGCUUGCUCUGAUACGGGCCAACUUGGAUCAAGCGACGGCCAAGUCUAGGGCUCAGGUUGAAGACUUGGAAGAGCAAUUGGAGGAUGUUAAGGACACGUUGGAAGAAGUUGAAGCGGCGCGUGAUUUAUUCCAAGCCGAAUUGGAUGUGGAGAAAGAACGAGCGGCUAAGCAAGCGGCUAAGCAUGAGGAAGUAGUGGCGUCUUUGAAGAAGGAAAUUGCCGACUUGAAGGCAGAGGUGGAGAAGUUAUCUACUGGUGCUGAUAAGCGUGUUGCCGAUCUUGAGACUCAAUUGACUGAAGCAAAACUGCUGGCAACCAAGGAGCUUGAAGCUUUCAAGGCUGAUGCCGAGACUAAGCUUACAGAAACCAUCAAAGAUGCUGAAAACAAACUUGCUGAAGCCAAGAAGGCUGCUGAAGAUGAGCUCAAACAAGCCCUGGAAGCUGCUGACGCCAAGCUCGCUGAGUCCACCAAGACUCACACCGCUGAACUUGCAAAACUUCGCCAAUCUCUUGAAGCUGAUAAGCAGGCUCACGAUGAAAAGAUAUCACUGCUUGAGGAAACUCACCAACGGGGAUUGAAGGAGGCCACUGAUGCUCACAACUCUAAGAUUGAAGCCCAUCAAGCUGAGCUCAAGGCUGCCAAAGAAGCUCAUCAAGCUGAAAUUGCCUCUGCAAAGGAAGCCCACCAAAAAGAGCUUAAGGUUGCCGAGGAAACCCACCAGAAGGAGCUCGAGAAAGCUAAGGCGGCCCAUCAAUCUGAGCUUAACACCGCCAAGGAGAGUCACGUGAACGAGCUCAAGCAGGCCAAGGAAACUCAUCAACGGGAACUUCAAUCACUCAAGGAUACCCACCAGGCUAAGCUCAAACAAAUGGUUGAUGACCACCAAAAGGCGCUGGAUAAGUUGAAGGACACUCACGCAAAGGAGUUGGAGGCUGCUAGGUCGUCGGAACAAGAUACCCAUAAUAAGUCCGUUUCGGAGCUUAAGAAGGGCCACGAGAAGGCUCUUGCCGACACUAAGCAGGCCCACGAACUGGAGCUCGCGGCUGCGGAAGCUAAGCACCAACAGGACAUCAAGGCUGCUGAAGACAAACACCAACAGGCCCUCGAAGCUGCCAGGGAUGCCCAUCUGAAGGAGCUUGAUGCUGUGGAAGCGAAACAUGCUACCGCUCUUGCUGCUACGAAAGACGCUCAUCUGAAGGAGGUGGAAGAGUUCACGUCUAAAUAUCAGCAGGAGCGCGACGAGCUCACUGCCAAAUACCAGAAACAAAUUGACGUUGCUAAAGCUGCUGCCGUCAGUCUCAAACAGCAGCUCACCGAGGCGCAACUGAUGGCUGAUAACCACAAGAAGGAGGCUUCUGAUCUUCGGCUGUCCCUUGAUACCCACAAGAGGGAGAUUUUCGAUCUUAAACUGGCGGUUGACACCCACAAGAAGCUGCUUUCUGAUGCUGAUGGCACCCAUAAACAGCUCGAGUCGACUAUCAAGAAGUACGAAGAUGAUCUUGCUGCUGCCAAAGUACAACACAAGAAGGAGCUUGAAGCUGCCGAGUCGAAGUUUGAUGCGGCUCUUAAGUCUGCUGAAGGCAAGCAUGCAGAGUUGCUUCAGGCUGCCGAGGCCAAGUUUAAGGAUGCUCAGCAAAAGCUUAAGGAGGCUCAGGAUAACCAUGCUAAUGAGCUUACCAAAGCCAAGGACAACCAUGCUGCUGAAAUCGCUAAAACUAAGGAUACUCAUGCUGCCGCGUUGAAGGCUCAAGGUGAUGCUCAUGAAAGUAAACUUAAAUCGGCUGUUGAUACUGCCAAAUCCGAGGCGGCUACCUUGAUCAAACAAGCUGAUGAGAAAGCGAGCUCUUUGAUCAAAGCUGCCGAAGCGAAAGCUGCUGAUCUUCACUCUCGCGUCGAACUGCUUCAGUUGGAGAAUGACAGCUUGACGAAGACUCACCAAAAAGCUAUUGCUGAUUUUGACACCAAGCGCAAACAGUUGGCCGAUGAACACUCUAAGACUGUUGAGCAACUUGAGGAAAAGCUGAAGGGUGAAUUGGAAAGUCUUAAGCUGGCUCACGAAGCGGCUAAAGCAGACCACGCUAAGCAACUCGCGGAAGCUGAAGCCAAACACAAGCUGGUGGUGGCAAAAUACACCGAAGCAACUAAAAAGUUGGAGGAAUUGGCGAAGGAAGCUGCCACUGCCAGAGAUGAGCGUACCCUGCAGGUCAAGGAACUUGAAAAACAACUUUCUGAUGCUAAAGCUGAGGUUGCUAAGUUGAAGAAUGAGGUGACAAAGGCUAAAGCCCAAAUUGAAGAACUCACGAAAGCUCGUGACGCGGCGAAGGCCCAAGUUGUUGAACUUACGAAGGCUCGUGAUGCCGCUCAAGCUGAAGUAAUCAAGGCUCAAGCUGAUGCCAAGACGGCCAUUGCCAAGGCUCAAGAGGAGGCGAGGUCUGCCAUUGCUAAAGCUCAGGAUGAUGCUAAGGUUGAGGUCACCAAGGCUAAGACUGAAUCCGAUAAGGCAAUUGCUCUGUCUAAAGCUCAGUCUGAUGAGCAAUUGACCAAAGCUCAAAAGGAUGCUGAAGCUGAAGUCGCUAAAGCUCGCAAAGAUGCUGAAGCUGAGGUCGCUAAAGUCCAGAAGAAGGCAGAAGAUGAUGUUGCUAAGGCACAAGCGGAAGCCACUAAUGCUGCUGAACAGGUGAAGCUGUACUCCACCAAAUUGCAAACGUCUCAAGCUGCUCUCGAAAAGACUGAAGCCAAUCUUCAAAAGGCUACCGAUAAUGCUAAGAAAUUGGCCGAUCAAGUGGCUAAGCUUCAACUGGACCACAAGGCUGAACUUGCUAAACUUGCUGAGGCUCAACUGGCUCAGGCGGAAACGCUCAAGGAGACGCAACUGAAAUUGACCAAGCUUCAACAACUGAGCCAAGCGGAAAUUGCCGAGCUUAAGUUGUCGGGGCUGGAGCAAGUCACAAAGCUCCAGGACCAGUUGAAGCAGCAGAAGGAAGCUCACGACCAAGCGUUGGCCGAUGCGAAGUCGAAGUACCUGGAAAAGAUUACCGUUCUUGAGAAACAGCUUUCUGAAGCCCAGGAUAACCGCACCAAGGCUGCUGCUGCUAAAUCCAAGGAGGUUGAUGACUUGCGUCGCCAACUCAAAGAGGCGGAAACUAAAGCUCAGAAGGAUGCUCUGGGCUUGAAGCAAGUAUUGAUGGAAACUCAGGCGACUCUCGCCGAUAAGUCUAAGCUUGUGGCUCAAUUGGAAGCCGAUGUGGAGAAGGAACGGGCGAUGGUUACCUCUACGUCUGAAGAAGUGGUGGCUGAGUGGUCAGCCAAGCUUAAAGCGGCCCGAGAAGAGCACCGCCAACUCACUCAACAACAUCGUUCGGUUGCGGAUGAAUUGGCGAGAGCGAAGGAUGACCACGAGACGGCCGCUAAAGCCGCCGCUGCUGCUUUGGCUGAAACCACUCAACAAUGGGAAAAGAAGCACAAGGAAGCAACUGAACAGUGGGAGAAGAAGCACGCAGAAGUGGUUGCUCAUCGUGAUACCCUCAACUCGAAGUUAACUGAUCACCAAACUAAGCUCAGUGAUUUAGAGAAGCUGCUUACUUCCCUAAGAGACGAGACUGCCAGUUUGAAGCUGAAAUUGGACACUGCUGAAUCCGAUGCUGCUGCUAAGACAAAGGAGAUUGAAGCCUUACAAUCUGCUCUGGCUAAGGCAGAAGAACUGUCCAAACUGACGGCUCUGGCGAAUGAAACUAUGAGCAAGCAGUUGGCUGAGCUCAAGCAAAAGUUGGCUGACGAAAUCAAGGCUAAGGAGUCAGCUGCUGCGCAGGCUUUAGCUCACUCCAAGGCGCUUGAAGACGCCAAGAAGGAAGCGGAAUUGCUCAAACAACUGGUUGCUUCGGCUGAACAGAAAUUGAAGGACCAAUUGGCGCAAGCCACGGAACUGGCGUCUCUGAUUAAAGCCAAGUUGGAGAAGGAACUUGCUGAUGCUAAGUCUCAGGCCGAAAAGAGCGUUGCUGCUGCCAAGACUAAUGCUGAAAAGACAGCGGCUGCUGCUGAAGCUGAAGCCAAGAAGACUACUGCUAGUUUGAAGGCUGAAUUGGAAAAGAAAUUGGCUGAAGCCCAGGAGACCACCGCUAGUUUGAAGGCUGAAUUGGAAAAGAAGUUGGCUGCCGCUAAGGAGGAAGGGGAGAAGUCUGUGGCUGCUGUUAAAGCUCAGGCCGAGAAGGACAUUGCUGCUGCUAAACAAGAAGCGUCUGAAUUAUCAUCAAAGGGUUUAGCCUCGGUCGAAGCCGCUAGAAAGGAAGCUGACGCUAAGGUUGCGGAGAUCACCAAGGAAGUUGCUGGUCUUAAGAAACAGUUAGAAGAUGCCAAGGCUAAGGCAGCCUCUGAAGCAGAGGCUUUAAAGAAGAAGGCAGCUGAAGAUGUUGAUGCGGUAAAGAAACAAUUGACGGAGUCUUCCAAGGCCGAAGCUACUGAGCAAAUCAGCACUAUCCGUCAACAGUUGGAAUCUAAGAUAGCUGCUGCCGAAGCCGAAGCCAAGAAAGCUAAGGAAGAUGCCGAGAAGCUCAUUACUAAACAACUUGCUGACGUGAAGGCCUCGUCUGAACGUGAAGUGCAAUUGGCUAAGGAUGCGUUGGAACAAGCGAAGAAAGACGCGACGAAGCAGGUCGAAGAAGCAAAGAAAUUGGCUCGCGCUGAAGCGGAAAAGACAACUGCAAAGCAAGUGGAAGAAGCCAAGGCCCAAGCCUAUGCUGAUGCUGAACGGGAAUUCAAGAUCAAGUCGGAACAAGCCAAGAAAUCCAACGAUGCUGCUGAAGCUGCGGCUAAGGAAUCAGCUGCUAAGCAAGUGGAAGAAGCCGUUGCCAAGGCGAAGCAAGAAGCUGCUGAACAGAUCGAACAAGCGCGUAAGGCUGCCACUGCUGAAGCCAACAAGAAGGCCGAGGAGAUGUUGGCGGCGGCGUUAGCUGAAGCCAAGAAGUCCACCGACAAGCAAAUCGAGGAGGCGAAGCGCGAAACACUUGUGGCUGCGCAAGCUAAGCACGAGAAGGAGAUGGAUGAAGCCAAGGCGAAGACGAUCGAUGACGCUAAACAAGCCCACCAGAAGGAGAUCGACCUGCUCAAGCAAGUUCAUGAAACGCAAUUGAAUCAAUCUGCUGAUAAACAAAUUGCCGAUAUCAAGGCUGUUGCUGAGAAACAGGUGGCUGAAGCCAAACAAGCGGCUGAGAAACAAGUGGCUGAAGCCAAACAGGCCGCUGCUACUGAGGCUAGACUAGCAGCUGAAAAGCAAAUUGCUGAAAUUAAGGCCGCUUCCGAAAAGCAAGUCGCUGAGGCUAAGGCGACUAGUGAUGCUGAAGCCAAGAAGCAAACCGACAAGCAGAUUGCUGACGCCAAGGCCGCCGCUGACAAGCAAGUAGCGGAAGCGAAGGCAGCGGCGGAGAAGCAGGCUGCUGAAGCUAAGGCGACAGCGGAAGCUGACGCUAAGAAGCUUAUCGAUAAGCAAGUUGCCGAGGCUAAGGCUGCUGCUGAAACCGAAGCUAAGCAACAAGCUGAAAAGCAAAUCGCCGAAGCUAAGGCUGCUGCUGACAAACGUAUCGCUGAAAUGGAGCAACAACUUGAAGCGGCGAAGAAGGCUACCACUGCUGCCACCGCCGACUCCUCUCAACUUGAACAAUUACAAAGUGAGCUCAAGGACGUUAAGGAUAAACUCAAGCUGAUGGUGCCACGUUCGGAGUUGGACGAUAUGAUGCUUUUGAUGAGUGAGCUUGACGACUCUAAAUCUAAGUAUAAGGAUCAAUUACGGGCCCUAGGUGGAGACGUUAGUGACGAUGACGACGAUAGCGACGACGAUAGCGACGAAGAAUGA